GUCCCGAAAUAAUCGUCUGGAUGGACACGUCAGGCUCCGAUUAUCUUGCUUGGCAUGCCAUGUGGGUUCCUCAUUGGAUCCUAUAAAUACCCCCCCGGGCCACGUCAAAAAGGUAAUUGAAACUUACCCUAAGCUCCUUUUAUCUCCGCUCUAGAGGUAACCUCGAUUAUUGCUGACUUAAGCAUCGGAGUGUCUACCCCGAGGUCCACCUCGGGGCUUUGCAGGUCAUUUCGGAGUGCAGUUGCGGACUGAAGGAGGACUUCUGGUUCGUUGCAAUUACAUUGGCGCCGUCUGUGGGAAACGAACUGAAAGCUUUCUAGUUGCUCUUCCAUCAUGGUUCACACUCGAUCAGUCCGAGCUGGUAAUUCAUCUCUGCCUCUUGGGCAAGGUCAACCACCUACCAACCUUCCACCUCUGAUCCCACCUCAAAUCCCAACUCAACUUCCACCUCAGCUUCCACCUCAGGAGGUGGCCAGACACUGUUAUAUCACCUCGGUAACACAACCAACCAAGGGCAAAGAUAAGACACCCGAGGUCAUUCCCCAGCGAGUUCCUGAUAAUCAGCAGGUUAUGGGUGUAGAGAUCGUUGAUAAUCGACCGGAAGACGAAACCAGAGUUGCUCCGGUCGAAGAUGUUGAAGACGUGCUCGUUGAUGACAGAGAUCCGAGCCGAAAGACGGAGAUCGGAACUAGAUUGAACCCGGAGGAGAGAGCAGAACUGAUAGCUUUUCUCCGAGCUAACAAUGAUGUAUUUGCAUGGACUUCGGCAGAUAUGCCAGGAAUUCCAACUUCAGUAUGUCAACAUAAGCUCAGUACCAACCCAUUGAAGAAACCAGUGGCCCAGAAGCGAUGUCUCUUCUGGGGGGAGAGGCUUCAGGCUAUUAAAGAAGAGGUAGAGAAACUCCUACAAGCCAGCUUUGUCAGGAAAGUUGAUUACUGCGAAUGGGUGGCUAACCCAGUUCUGGUGAAGAAGGCAAACGGUAAAUGGCGAAUGUGUAUUGAUUACACAAAUCUUAACCACGCAUGCCCUAAGAAUUGCUAUCCGAUGCCGAGCAUUGACAAAUUAGUUGAAGCGGCUUCAAGCAAUGAGAGGUUAAGCCUCUUGGAUGCAUAUUCUGGGUAUCACCAGGUGCCGAUGGCUCCCGAAGAUGAAGAGAAAACCUCAUUCUAUGCUAGUGAUGAAAUUUAUUGCUAUGUCAUGAUGCCGUUUGGCUUAAAGAACGCCGGUGCUACUUAUCAGAAAAUGGUGACCAUCGUCUUCCGAGCUCAGAUCGGCAAGAAUUUGGAGGUGUAUGUGGAUGACAUUGUGGUAAAGAGUCUGAAGGCAGAAAACCAUCUAGCCGACCUCGAUGAAACCUUUAACAACCUCAGAAAGAACCAGAUGCGGUUAAACCCAGCCAAGUGCAUCUUCGGAGUGGAGUCUGGAAAGUUUUUAGUUCAUUCCCUUCUGUUAAUAAAUGUCACUUCACAUUUGAAGUGCUUUAUCUGCUUUUAAUUUGUUCGCAAUGCUGUACUUGUUCCUAAUUCAUACGAAGUGGCUUACUUCUUCUUAACUCGUCUGAAGUGAAUUACUUCUUCUUAAUUCUUCUUAAUUCGUCUCAAGUACUCUCAGUUCUUUCAUUCAUAAAACAUAACAAAAAUA
Rubroshorea leprosula is the source of this 1641-nucleotide messenger RNA. The record is from the annotation of a GenBank genome assembly. Lineage: Eukaryota; Viridiplantae; Streptophyta; Magnoliopsida; Malvales; Dipterocarpaceae.